Molecule: messenger RNA, 4305 nt
Organism: Pseudoliparis swirei
Lineage: Eukaryota; Metazoa; Chordata; Actinopteri; Perciformes; Liparidae
Gene: evi5b
Product: ecotropic viral integration site 5b
Exons: 22
Coding region: 395-2920 (841 amino acids)
Source: RefSeq, a predicted model, not a curated record
CGGCUGCAUGGGCUGGACCAGAGAGUCAAUGGGAACGAGCUAGCUCACUCACCACUGGCUAGCUUUCAAGUGGAAACUAAGCGAUGCUAACGUGGGAAGAAAUAGCUGAUGUACUCGGGUAAAGUGGUCGGAAAGCAGUGUUUUUCUUGUAACUGUGGGAUCAUACUUUGGUGCAUGGGAAGCAGACGACGUUUGCUGUGGCUGGUUGAAAACGCGUCAAGUCGUGUUAUUUUGGGAGAUCUCACAACAGGAGAAGAAACAGUUGAGUGACUGUCGAGGCAUCUGUCGAACAAAAUGAGUGCAAGUAAAAGAGGUGGCGACAGACAAGGUUGCUGGUAAGCUGAGUUCUACUCUCUCAUGGGUGAAGAACUCGGUGUCCCACACGGUCAGUCAGAUGUCUAGCCAGGUGGCCACGCCCACGUCGCUGCAGACCACCUCCUCUUCCACGUCUCUGUCCUCGCCCGCCGUCUCGCCGUCCUCGCCGCCGCAGCUCAGUCCCGACGAUGUGGAGCUGCUCGCCAAGCUAGAGCAGCAGAACAGCCUCAUUUUAGACCGUCUCUUCCUACGGCUCAACAGCAUCUGGGGCGAGAUGCAUAACGGGUUGCUAGAGACGGACAGCAAGUCGCUGCGCUCCAUGAACGACUCCAGGCGAAACAGCGGCUCCUCCCUGGUGUCCAGCUCCUCUGCCUCCUCCAACCUCUCGCACCUGGAGGAGGACUCGUGGAUCCUGUGGGGGCGAAUCGUCAACGAGUGGGAGGAGGUGCGCAAGAAGAAGGAGAAGCAGCUCAAGGAUCUGGUCAAGGAAGGGAUUCCUCACCACUUUCGGGCGAUAGUGUGGCAGUUGUUGUGCAACGCCCAGAACAUGCCCAUCAAGGAUCAGUACUCCGAACUCCUGAAGAUGACGUCGCCCUACGAGAAGCUGAUUCGCAGGGACAUCGCGCGCACCUACCCCGAGCACGACUUCUUCAAGGAGAAAGACAGCCUGGGCCAGGAGGUGCUCUUCAACGUCAUGAAGGCAUAUUCUCUGGUGGACCGUGAGGUCGGCUAUUGUCAAGGGAGUGCGUUCAUUGUGGGACUGCUGCUCAUGCAGAUGCCAGAAGAGGAGGCUUUCUGCGUGUUCGUGAAGUUGAUGCAAGACUACAGAUUGCGAGAGCUCUUCAAACCCAGCAUGGCUGAGCUGGGACUCUGCAUGUACCAGUUUGAGCAUAUGAUCCAGGAACAACUCCCGGAGCUGCACAUGCAUUUCCAGUCUCAGAGCUUUCACACGUCCAUGUAUGCCUCCUCCUGGUUCCUCACCAUCUUCCUCACCUCCUUCCCUCUGCCCGUCGCCACACGGAUCUUCGACAUCUUCAUGUUUGAGGGUCUGGAGAUAGUUUUCCGCGUGGGGCUCGCCAUCCUCCAGAUGAACCAGACCGAACUCAUCCAGCUCGACAUGGAGGGAAUGUUACAGCACUUCCAGAGGGUCAUCCCACACCAGCUGGACAGCGGACCGGAUAAAGUCAUCCUGGCUGCUUAUCAAGUUAAAUACAAUGCCAAGAAGAUGAAAAAGUUGGAGAAAGAAUACACGACAAUCAAAUCCAAAGAGAUGGAGGAGCAGGUGGAGAUAAAGCGGUUGCGGACAGAGAACCGACUCCUGAAGCAGCGGAUAGACACGCUGGAGAAAGAAAGUGCUUCCUUGGCAGAUAGAUUGAUCCAGGGACAAGUGACUCGGGCUCAGGAGGCAGAGGAGCUGUACCUGGCCAAGCGGGAGCUGGCCACACUCAAACAGCAAGGCGAGGAGGCCGGUGCUCAGCCGGAGCCGGCCCGGACGCCCGGCAGGCAGCUCCAGCCGCAUCCGCCGCAAGUGAAGAGAGCCCCUCUGUACUCUGAGGAGUCCGUGCUGCAGCUGGAGCGAGAGCUGGUGCAGGCCCGGCUGAAGGAGGCGGAGUCUCAGUGCGCUCUCAAGGAGAUGCAAGACAAGAUCCUGGAUAUUGAACAGAGGAACACGUCGCUCCCCGAUGACACCAAUGUCGUGCGUCUUCAAGAGGAGCUGAUCGGAGUGAAGCUGAGGGAGGUGGAGGCUCUGACCGGCCUGAAGGAGCUGAGGCAGCAAGUCAGAGGCCUGGAAGAGCACUGGCAGCGCCACUUGACACGCACCGCUGGUCGCUGGAAGGACAGGAAGAAUACCUUGAGCGAGCUGCAGGACGAGCUGAUGACCGUGAGGCUGCGCGAGGCCGAGGCCCAGGCCGAGCUGCGGGAGACACGGCAGAGGAUGCUGGAGCUGGAGACGCAGAACCAGAUUCACAGUAACCAGAUUCGACGGGCGGAGCAGGAGAGUCGCUGUCUCCAGGAGUGUGUGCAAACGCUGACGGUGCAAAAUAAAGACCUGCACGGGCAACUGCAGGAGAUCAAGCGGAGACAAGCGGAGAUUGAGUGCAAGAGUAAAGAAAAGGUGAUGGCAGUGAGGUUGCGGGAAGCUGACAACAUGGCCGCCAUGGCUGAACUCCAGCAACAGAUCUCAGAGCUCGAGAUUCAGAAAGAAGAAGGAAAGGUCCAGGGCCAGCUGAACCACACGGACUCGAGCCAGUACAUCCGCGACCUCAAAGACCAAAUAGAAGAACUAAAACACGAGGUCUGCUGCUUAAAGGGCCAGAGGGGCCUGACCGCUCCGCCCACGUUUGAUGGGAUCCACAUCGUCAACCACUACGCGGGGCGCGACGGGUCGUACCACUCUUCCGACGAAGACGGCGUCAAGGGCCCGAGCCUCCAGGGCACCCAGCAGAGAUGCGGGGGCCGGAUCAGGCUGCGCGCCAACCUCGGGGCCAGCGACAGCGACGAGGAGGAGGAGGACGACGAGGAAGACGAGGACGAGGAGGAGGACGACGAGUCCCUGCGGCUCUCUGUGCCUCCGAGCAGCAGCCACAUGUCCACCGCCGUGUGACGGAGAGUCGGGACUGAGGCUGUCGGCGCUCGUUGAGGAAGAGGAGGGCGAGGAGGGCGAGGAGGGCGAGGAGGAGGAGGGGGUUUUCAGCAGCCACUUCGCAGGAGAAGAAGAUCUGGCGCUCUGAAUUUCAGGGCGGAACUGCGUCACCAUUUCAUAGCGCGAGGAUCACACUUUAAGAUUUAGUUUGCUUUGUCGUUUCUCUUCCCGGGGCGCCGUCGACGGAGGCGGACCGUCAGCGGAGACUUUGUUAUAACGUGGAGCGCCAUCAAACUCCCCCCCCCGCCCCCCCCCCCGUCACUCCUGUAGGUACAACACAGAGAAAGAGACUGUGCAAUAAUUCCUUUUAUGUUCGAUUACACACUUCAUUCAGCGUGUUUUUAUAUUUUUAAAGCAUUUUUAAAAAUGAACAUCAAACACGUAUCGAUUCCGUUACUACCAAGUGUCCGGCACACAGAGGCCGAAUUGUAAAAGCCUGUGUGUGUGUGUGUGUGUGUGUGUGUGUGUGUGUAUACACAUAUAUCUAUUGUCUUGGUCAGCGGCUGAUAUCAAAGCGGCGUUUGGGCCUCGGCACACGCCGCACGCCUUUCCCCCCCCGGGGCGAGGGUAUCGCAAGGGCAAUGUGACGUCUGCGUAACUGUAGAUAUGUAAAUGUUUAUUAUAUUUUUUUCAAUUCCUUUUGAACUUGAAAUGAUGUAUCUAUUGCAUAUCCGAUGUUUAGAAAUGUAUAGAAAAAUGCUGAAGACAAAAAAGGGAGAUAUUGGUUAGUUUCAUGUGGUAACACAAAAGGAAAAUCCUCAUGAGGCGAGUUACUCUUCAGAGAGAAAUGUAAAAAGAUGGACGGCGGCGGCGGCCCCGGGGAACCUGAACUGGGAGAGAUGAAGCUGAGACGGCAUAACGGAGGAGAAACUUUAUAAACACAAGCUGGGGGUGGGGGGGGGGGGAUCGGGAGUCGUCGCGUGUUACCAAAGUGACCACACAGGCCAGUUCCACUCCAUUUCGAGGUGUGUGCACGGCUCUGGACUUUCCUCUGAAUGUUUGUAUCGAACGCUCCUGAACGCAUCCCGUCGUAUCGGCUCAUAUCGUCUCCGGGGGAAACGGAAAAAGUCUAAAUCUUUUUCUUUUUUCCCCCGAGUUAGUGGUGAUGAUGUGCCAUAGAUGAACGAGUGUUUGACGGAGGAGGAGGGGGAGGGGCAUACGUUAUGGCACUUUUUUGAGUCUGCAGUGCAGUAAGGACGCGCAUGGCAACACUAUGGAGCAGUUGGCACAGUCUGGAGACUAAAUGAGAUGUGUGUGUGUGAGAGUCUGUCUGUAUGGCUGUCUGUCUGUGUGCGUGUGUGUGCGUGUGUGUGUGAUGAGUUCACAAUAAAAACUUAUUGAUAAAC